Molecule: messenger RNA, 3724 nt
Organism: Physella acuta
Lineage: Eukaryota; Metazoa; Mollusca; Gastropoda; Physidae
Molecular function (GO): RNA binding
Source: RefSeq, a predicted model, not a curated record
UCCGGAAUAAACAAAAUGGCAGACAACUAAACAUAUUGAAGUGUAGUUGAUUUUAUAAGUUGCGAGUAUUUGAUUGCAGAAAAUACUAAUACAUCUAUACACUUCGGUGCUUUGCUAGUUCUAGCCUUAAAGUGGUCUAGUUUUUGUUAUGCACCGAACUGUUUUCAACAGUAGAAGUCUUGUAUUUACCGUCAAAUCUUUAUUUUCAGUCAUACCUUCCAUUGACCCGUAAAUCUUGUCCGAUUUCGCGGUGAUAAAGCCUUUCUUUUCAUGCUUUUCAAAAACCCGUAAAGGGAUGUUCUGUCAUAGACCAUGAGAUUAGAACUCGGGGCGUUGCUGUAAGUUUCCUGAUGUGACACCACAACGUAACAUGCUUGUAACCUUGUCUGGAUUCCUUAUGGGGGGUUCAUGUGUAGUACUAUACAAUUAAGUCCCCGUGAGUAGUUGGUCGCGAUAGUUAUAAAAAACAACAAACCACUCGCCAUGCCCAAAUCUCCCAUACUGGUGUCCAGACAAGCCAUCAAGAGGUCGCUGAAAACUAAGCUCAAGCUGAUCAGUACUGAGAACAAAAUCCUCAUCGAGACCAUCAAUGGAUAUGUUCAAAACGCGGAGAAGAUGUACUCCAGGCUUGAGGCAGCCUCAGAGAUCACACCUCGGCAGUUCACCAAGGCCAUGGAGAAGCUGGAGACGGCCUAUUCUGCUUGUGUCAAGUUGAUCCUUAUGGCCACAGAGCUCUUUGACCAAGACGACAAAUCAGAAUCAAGCAGCGAAGCCUCGACGAAAGAGUCCAGCACCGCGGCAACGGGUUCGACGGCUGAAACUGUUAGUUCUACCCCACCGGACGCACGUCCCACGCCCGCUGAAAGAGAAACCUGCCGCAGGUUGCGAAAACUGGAGCUCAGGUUUCACGAUUAUGUCGCCAGGAAGGAAAAGGCCAGCCAACAACUACUAGAAAGUCCGCCCGAAUCAGAGGAGCCUGUUACGUUCAAAGAGUUGACCAUUUCACCCAAGCGAUUCGACCCGUUAGUAAGGCCGGACAUAAGUGGCGAUCUUGAUAACUUUAUCGAAUUCCAGAGAUUCCUCUACGGCCUUGGCAAAGGAGAAACGCACGCGGAUGAUUUUAUUUCCCCGCUAGCCACAGAGAAGCAACAGCAGCAUCAACAACAUCAACAACAGCAGCAUCAACAGCAUCAGCAGCAGCAUCAGCAGCAUCAAGACCUGCAGACCCACACCGCUGCGGGCAGGCUUGUAGCUGACCACGGCAGGCCGAAGACUGGCAAAGACAACCAGGAGAAAGUUAACUUCGCGCUGACCGAGCUGAACCGUCCCGUCAUCACGGACCAAGCUCACCCCGCCAACCUACAGAACAGCAUCAUCAAAAAGUUAGACAACCUGGAGAAGGCGAUACAGAACCUCAACAAGUGCUCACCCGUACGUGAGCAGGUCUCCGGCUUGAUGGAUGACGACCCCCACGGGCAGGCCAGGUACAGACCAGAAACCAACGUCACUUUUAAACGCUCCUUAGAAAGAUGCGAAAAUAAGUUCCACGGCUGUUCAGGGGAUGCGUUCGGGAUAGUGAAACAGACGAAGAAAAUGCUGGACUGCACACAGAAAUACGACGAUCUCGACAUGCCGUCGCCGGUGUUUUCUGCGCCACAGAAAAACUACGUGGUGCGCAGCGCGUGGGAGAUGGAGAAACCCAACAUCGGUCAGAGAAGUUCUUUCUCGGACUGCGGCGCCAAAGGCGGGCGCGACGUCUCGGCGCAGAACUCGGACUCGACGGCCCACUCCAAGCAGCACUGCUCGUGCCCGUGCCAGUGUGUGUCCAGUCAGAUGCAGGUGGACUCCUCCAAGAAGUAUCUCAGCUUCAACAACACGCAACCCAAGCGCACGACCUUCCAAACCAAGCGACACAGCAGCGAUGAGUGUCCCUGCGAUAAGUUUAAAAACCCACCAAAGCUGAUUGAUUCCGAGGAGCGAGUUUUUGAGCAGGAGGAAAUGGUCAAGAAAAUUAUUGAGAUGGUCAACUCCCAGCUUCUUCCCAAUUUUCGGACGGCUAGAUCUCUGUCUAGACCGGAAUCUCCGAUGUUUUUUCAAGACGACGAACCAGCGCCCGUGAUUGUAUCUAGACGCCCGCCCAAAAAACCCCGGUCUUUCUCGGCGCCCUCUUACAGAAAGCCGGAAAACGGUAACAGUGGGGUGACGGGCGAGGGAAACGUGGAGGAGGCUAAGCCGAGGUCAAACGACGUCGCCCCCGAUGACAACACCAGGCUCCAGCAGAAGAUCAUCAGCCUGGCGUCCGAGUUGUUCCAGAGCGUGGCCAGCGAGCAGAUCGAGCAGAUGCUGAAGCAGCAGAAACCUCAGCAGGACACGCGGGGCAAGCCGCCGCAGCCUCCCCACCUCAAGAUCCAGCACCAGCUGCAGGAGCUGCGCUGUUCUCUGGACGACAUCCAGCAGGCACAGAACGCCAUGGACGUCCAGGCCGAUUACACCCCUACCGCUGAAGCGCCGAUAGUCCAGCAUCUAAAACACCCGCUCCCAUUCAGUUCACCGUUAGACUGCAGCCGCGCUAAACCUCCAGCACGGUUUAAGGAAGAAAAAUACGGGCAGCAGCUUGAACCGUUGACGAUAGAAAUCCACGAUUACCAGUGCUACCCUGGCGGGGUGUACACGCAGAAAGAUUUCCAGGCCGACCAGGAGAAGAGCCAGAUUCGCCAACACGCCAAGUUCCAGAUGCAGCAACAGCGUCAGCAGCAGAAGCAGCAGCUGCAGGUUCCGCAGAGGGCCCAGCCCGGACAUGACAUCAGCGCCGAGACGUGCUCCACGUUUCAGGAGACACACAUCUCCGACCCGACGUUCUACGACGUCGAGAGAAAAUCGUCGAACCUCGGCCUGGGCGAGGAGGCUAAAGACGACACGAAAAACAACGAAGGCUACAGCAGGCACGUGCGGUUUUUGUACAUCCCAAAGCGCGGCGACAACGGCGCGCAGGAGCAUGCGCAGACCGCGGAAAAGAAUAACAAGCUCCAGCUCUCCCCGCCUCAAAGUCCGACUUUCUGGACCAGUCGGUCGGAGAGCGCAAGAGCGAAGAGCUCGGCCCAGUUUAAAACGCCGAACUCUCAGACUGAAAUGGGGCCCGUUUUCGCCGAGACCGCUGUCAGUCAAGGAUACCACAUACCCAUGCCAGAAAACGAGACGAAUCCUAAGCCAUUUCUAGAUUCUACAAACAGCUACGUCGAUCAGGAUGCCAAAGAAUACACUCAACACUACCCCGAUGACAAGGCCGACAUAGAGAUGUCCCAAAACCAGGUGGAAGGGAAAAGGCAAAGAAAAGGAGGGGAGGUCAAGACAAUCUGCAUCUCAAAUCUCCCACUGGACCUGGAGGAGAUCAAACUUCUCUACCUGCUCAAACCACACGGUCACGUGACCAAAAUCUACUUCAUUAAGCACAGGAGCACGGGUGCCUUCCAGGGAAUCGCCUACGUGAAGUUUUCAAAGGAGGACGACGCAUGCGCCGCGGCAAAAGCUCUGCACAAAAUGAACAUUGAUGGGCACAUAGUCAGCGCUAGAAUACACAACCAAGGGAAGUAAGCUGAAAAUGAAUGGGAGACAAAUCUAUAGUCAUUUCCCUCACAAUACUAGUGUUUUAAAUUUAUUUUGAACACAUUGUAAUAAUCUGAUUUCGAUACACACACAUUUCUAAAGAGCAAACAGACGUUUUUUU